Messenger RNA from Thamnophis elegans (Western terrestrial garter snake), 2021 nucleotides. It is a transcript of the gene NR0B2, whose product is annotated as nuclear receptor subfamily 0 group B member 2. Gene Ontology annotation, biological process: circadian rhythm; negative regulation of transcription by RNA polymerase II. Lineage: Eukaryota; Metazoa; Chordata; Lepidosauria; Squamata; Natricidae. Bases 205 to 969 code for a protein of 254 amino acids. Gene Ontology annotation, cellular component: nucleus; cytoplasm. The record is from RefSeq and is a predicted model, not a curated record. Gene Ontology annotation, molecular function: transcription factor binding; transcription corepressor activity. The transcript is spliced from 2 exons.
AGGCUGCUGAAGUGGGUGGAUUCAUUCGCCCAUUCAGGAGCCUUAUAAGCAGAGAUGAUAGCAGCCGAGGAGAGGGCGAAAGGAGCCGCAGAGUAAGGAGAGCUGUAGCUGAAGGGGUUGGACGCUUGCCGAAGCAGCAGGCGGGAGAGGGAAGCGCUCGCUUUUGAUUGUGCUGAGUGAGUCAGCUUGGCUCUCGCAUGAAUAAUGGAGUGUGGGAAGUGUCCUUGUCAUCACGAGAACGGUGGGAAUGCCAUUCUCUACACCCUGCUAAGUGAGAACCUGACUCACCACAAGGGUAGCCGUGGCUCUUCCCAACAACGCUGCUUGUGCCACAAGCGCCGCAUCGUUUGCCUUCAGACCCCACAAGCUACUUGCCAGGCGGCUUCCGGCGUCUUGGUGAAGACCAUCAGCUUCAUGAAGAACCUGCCUUCUUUCCAGCUCCUGCCUUGGGAAGACCAGCUCUUGCUGCUGGACAGCUGCUGGGCUCCCCUUUUCCUUCUGGGCUUGGUGCAGGAGAUGGUGACCUUUGAGGUUACAGAGACCCCCGUGCCCAGCAUGCUGGAGAGGAUCCUCCUUGACGGCCAGUGCAAGAGACCGGAGUUGCAGCGGGUGCAGCCCACCCUGGCCAGCGUGCAGCGCCUCCAGUGCUGCUUAAACUCUUUCUGGAGUCUAGACUUGAGUCCUAAAGAAUACGCCUAUCUGAAAGGCGCAAUUCUGUUCAACCCGGACAUUCCAGGGCUCCGUGCUUCCUUGUACAUUGAGAGCCUCCAGCGAGAAGCUCAGCAAGCACUCCAACAAGUCCUAGUGCUUCUCCACUUAGAAGAUCAAGGCCGAUUUGCCCGAGUCCUGCUGAGCUCCUCCUCCCUGAGAUCCAUUCCUCCAACUCUCAUUACAGAUCUUUUCUUCGAACCCAUCAUUGGAAAGACAGACAUUCUUGAGCUUUUAAUAGAAAUGCUGCUGAUGAAAUAGUUUUAAGCAAGCUUAAACCAUCCUCGUGCUGUUGGGUCAGGCAACUCAUACUUGGCUUGGUAUUCGAUUCCAAGAGAAUGCACAAUGACUUUUGGAACACCCGACGGACAAAGCAUAACAUCUUACCAAUCACUCUGCAGACAAAGGAGGUGCUCGUGGGUGAACUCGUGUUUUAUUCCUGAACAAUGCAAGAAUGCAACAUGCACCCAAGCUCUGUGAAGUAUUGCACUUGUAACAAGGUGUUUGGAGCAGGUAAUUCCUGAGCUAGCAUAGCAACGUUCGUAGCAAACGUAUUGCCACCACAAAACUCUGCCAGGUCCUCAGUGUCGUCAGUUGCAGUGAUGGAAUAAAAGCCCUGACUGAACCAAUCUUGUUCAAAGAUACCUGCAGCUCCAAAGUGAGGCAUACAGUAUUGAUUUUUUUUUAUACUUCAUUUAUAUUGGCUUCAGUUUCAAAGUUCAAUUUCCAAAGGGAUGUCUUGCCUACAGAAAGGCUCCUGGGAACUGCCAUUGACUGGGAAAUAACCCACAGCUUCCCUUCCAAAAUAUAACCCCAGAAUUUCCUAGUUUAAAAAAAAAAAGAGCCAGGAGAUUUUUUCAGAAUUCAACCAGCCUCUCCCAGUUCCUAAAAAAAAGGAUAUGCAUCUAAAUGCAACUCAUUUUUUCUAAACAAUUUUUAAAAUAAGAAUAUUGACCUGCAUAAUCAUACAUUCCAAUCUUCAAGUGCAAACACUUUGCUUUAAGGUAUCCUGACUUUUGUAUAGAUUUGUGCAUUGAGGAAAGCUAAGGUCAGAAAAUGUCAAUUUCCAUUAUUCAUCAUUUUCCUGCUUGACGAGGGUUUCUUUUCCCCUCCAGCUUGCUUCAUGUAGUGUUGCCUAAAGCAGCUGUUUUUCUCUUCUCCAGUUUAUAGUGUAGUUCUAUGCUGGUUUCUGCCCUCUUUGCACAGAUUCCCAAUGUUAGUAUUUUGUGAGUAGGUGCUUCUCAAGAUUUGUAUGUAGUAAGAAAGUUAAGUUAUUGUUUUUUAAAGAAAAAAAUAAAAGCAUUUGCAGUUUG